Molecule: messenger RNA, 3273 nt
Organism: Fusarium keratoplasticum
Lineage: Eukaryota; Fungi; Ascomycota; Sordariomycetes; Hypocreales; Nectriaceae
Exons: 2
Coding region: 1-3273 (1090 amino acids)
Biological process (GO): maturation of 5.8S rRNA; RNA catabolic process
Cellular component (GO): nucleus
Molecular function (GO): RNA helicase activity; ATP binding; RNA binding
Source: RefSeq, a predicted model, not a curated record
AUGGAUGACAUGUUUGAUGUUUUCGAGGGCAAGGUGGAGGCCCCGAGUGCGAGCGAAGACGAGAGCGUCCCCCGCAAGCGCGACAAGACCAAGAAGAGAAAGGCCGAUGAAGCCAUGAACGGCAACGCGGCCAACGCGGCCGAGGACGUCGACAUGGACGACAAGACCGAGACCUCCAAGGAUGAGGAUUCCGACGACGACGACACUUCGGACACGCCCAGCCAGCAAGAUAAGAAGAGGAGGAAGAAGGAGGAUGGCGCGGGUCCUGUCAUGACGGAUACCUUCCAGACGGCAGAGUCGAGAGAGGUUGCUGGCGCAUCUACCUUUGUGCCUCAGGACUCGUCGCUGGUCCUGUCGCAUAACAUUCAGCAUCAAGUUGCGCUGCCCCCGGACCUGGAUUACGAGUAUGUUCCCUUGUCCGAGCACAAGGCGCCCGACGAGCCGGCGCGAACGUGGAACUUUAAGCUCGAUCCUUUCCAGAGUCUUUCCGUGGCCUCGAUUGAGCGGGAGGAGAGUGUGCUUGUGUCUGCGCACACCUCUGCCGGAAAGACGGUCGUUGCAGAGUACGCCGUCGCGCAGUGUCUGAAGCGCAACCAGAGAGUCAUCUACACGAGUCCCAUCAAGGCCCUGAGCAACCAGAAGUAUCGAGAUUUCGAGGCCAUCUUUGGAGAUGUGGGCUUGAUGACUGGUGACGUGACUAUCAACCCCACGGCCAGUUGUCUGGUCAUGACGACAGAGAUUUUGCGAUCCAUGUUGUAUCGAGGUUCAGAGAUUAUGCGAGAAGUUGCGUGGGUUGUCUUUGAUGAGAUUCACUACAUGCGCGACAAGACGAGAGGUGUCGUUUGGGAGGAGACCAUCAUUAUGCUUCCCGACAAGGUCCGAUACGUGUUCCUCUCGGCCACUAUCCCCAACGCUUUCCAGUUCGCCGAGUGGAUUGCCAAGAUCCAUCACCAGGCCUGUCACGUUGUUUACACUGAUUUCCGACCGACUCCUCUUCAGAACUACUUCUUCCCCGCUGGGGGUAGUGGCGCUAGACUCAUCGUUGAUGAGAAGAGCAACUUUAACGAGCAAAAUUUCAACCUGGUUAUGCAAGAGGUGGAGGAGAAGAAGGGAGCUGACCCCAACGAUCCUACGGCACGACAAAAAGGAAAGGGCAAGAAUAAGAAGACCAACAAGGGUGGUGCGGACAGCGGCUCAGACAUCGCCAAGAUCAUCCGGAUGACUAUCAAGAAGAAGUUUAACCCCGUCAUUGUCUUCAACUUCAGCAAGCGAGAGUGCGAGAACAUGGCCAUGAACAUUUCGUCCCUCAGCUUCAACGACGAUUCCGAAAAAGCUAUGGUUAAAAAGGUCUUUCACAGCGCCAUUGAGAGCUUGUCGGAGCAGGAUAGGGAGUUGCCUCAGAUUGUGAACCUUCUGCCCCUGUUGGAGCGAGGUAUCGGUGUGCAUCAUUCAGGCCUGCUUCCUAUUCUCAAGGAGACUAUUGAGAUUCUGUUCCAGGAGUCUCUGAUCAAGGUUCUUUUCGCGACUGAGACCUUCUCUAUCGGCUUGAACAUGCCUGCCAAGACUGUCGUCUUCACCCAGGUGACCAAGUGGGAUGGUGUCAAGAGACGUCCUCUCACUUCUUCCGAGUACAUCCAGAUGGCUGGUCGUGCUGGUCGUCGUGGUCUCGAUGCCCGAGGUAUCGUCAUCAUGAUGAUUGACGAUAAGCUUGAGCCCGACACUGCCAAGGAGAUUGUUACUGGUCACCAGGAUCGCCUCAACUCGGCUUUCUACCUCGGCUACAACAUGAUUCUGAACCUGCUGCGAAUUGAGGCCAUCUCACCGGAGUUUAUGCUGGAGCGAUGUUUCCACCAGUUCCAAAACGCGGCUAGCGUCCCGUCUCUGGAGAAGGACUUGAUGUCGCUACAGCAGGAGCGCGAUACAAUGAGCAUCCCUGAUGAGGCGACAGUCAAGGACUACUACCAGAUUCGUCAACAGCUGAGCACCUACACCAAGGACAUGCGAACAGUUAUUCAGCACCCCAACUAUAGCAUUUCUUAUCUCCAGCCCGGCCGUCUGGUGCAGAUCUACAACCCCAAGGACGACCAGGAGACUGUCGCUGGAAACGGUACCGACUUUGGAUGGGGAGUCAUUGUCAACCAGACUCCCCGCCGAGCACCCAAGCUUGGCGAGCCCGAACACAUCCCCCAGGAGUCCUACGUCAUCGAUGUUCUCCUGCCCAUCUCGAGGAAGAGCGCCGAAAUCGCCCCCGGGCAGCCAGCUGGGGAGAUGCCCCCCGGCUUGAAGCCAUUCUCAGACGACGACGACAUCAAGUUUGCCAUUGUGCCAUGCCUGCUCACGUGCAUCAAGGCCAUCAGCCAGAUCCGUCUUUUCCUCCCUAAGGACGGGUUGAAAACGGAUGGCGACAGGGAGACGCUCACCAAGUCUCUGAUGGAGGUUAAGCGCCGAUUCCCCGAUGGUCUGCCUAUUUUGGAUCCUAUUGAGAACAUGGAGAUCACCGACGAGUCGUUCAAGAAGCUUCUUAGAAAGAUUGAGGUUCUGGAGUCGAGGCUUCUUGCUAACCCUCUGCAUCUCUCUCCUCUUCUUCCCUCACUAUGGGAGCAAUACCACACCAAGGUCAAGCUGACCGACAAGGUCAAGGAGACCAAGAAGGCCAUCGCCAAGGCGUACAGCAUCGCUCAGAUGGAUGAGCUCAAGUCACGCAAGCGUGUCCUCCGCCGCCUCGGUUUCAUCAACGACGCCGAGGUUGUUCAGCUAAAGGCUCGUGUCGCGUGUGAGAUCUCAUCCACUGAGGGCCACGAGCUGCUCCUCUCGGAACUGCUCUUCGACAGAUUCUUCAAUGAGCAGACACCCGAGAUGUGCGCUGCUGUCAUGAGCAUCUUCAUCUUUGACGAAAAGGUGGAAGCUCCUGCUCUCAAGGAGGAGCUGCAGAAGCCCUUCCGCGAGGUCCAGGCCAAGGCGAGAAUCAUUGCCAAGGUCAGCCAGGAGUGCAAGCUCGACGUCAACGAGGAGGAAUAUGUGCAGAAGCUCAAGUGGCAGCUGAUGGAGACGGUCUACACGUGGGCCCAAGGACGUCCGUUUGUUGAGAUUUGCAAAAUGACAAACGUGUACGAAGGCUCACUCAUUCGCCUCUUCCGCCGUCUGGAAGAGCUCCUUCGACAGAUGGCCCAGGCCGCCAAGGUUAUGGGCAACGAAGACCUUACCAAAAAGUUUGAAGAGAGUCUGGCAAAGAUCCGCAGAGACAUUGUGGCCGCCCAGAGUCUUUACCUGUAA